GAGGUCCUCGCGGACCAGGUGGCAGCAGUGGGGGUCCCGGAAUGAAGAUGCCAUGAUCUUCACUUUUGGUAAGCUAUCACGAGAAGAAGUAAGUAACCGCAUUAGGCUUGUUCUCAUUUCGUGAUGGUAUUGAAUUGACAAUAUUGCCAUUCCAAAAGAUGCACAAAGAUCCCAUGCUGGCCUUAUAACAAACUAAUGUGUACCCAUGAUGUUCUCUCCCUCAUCAGUUCGAAUUUGAAAGAUAUACUUCUACUUGACAUUUGUUAAGUACGUACUGAGGCGAACUGCGUUUUGCUCGCAAAUGCGCAUUUUAGAUACACGCAUGGACUUUCGGUGGGGAAGCUUUUCUGUGAAAGUUAUUGAGAAGGCGGACCGUAGCACCAUUCCAGAUGUUUUUAUACAUGCACUCAGCCAUUUGUAUAGCUUUGUGCAGAUGUUGAUCUUCAGGCGUAGUAGUCGACUGCGUUCUAGUUUUUAGUUUCGAUCCCCCCCACCUUUUCUACCAGUUGGUUAUCAGGAGAAUCUUAAACAUAUAGUCUGAUUUCCAUAAGAGCGAAG
Molecule: messenger RNA, 558 nt
Organism: Amoebophrya sp. A120
Lineage: Eukaryota; Dinophyceae; Syndiniales; Amoebophryaceae
Source: the annotation of a GenBank genome assembly